AUGACGUCACAAGCCGAUCAAUCCGACCAAAAAACAGUCGUACCAGAGAAGUCAGAAAAGCCAGCGCCAGCGACGUUCGCGGACAAGCUAGAGGCGUUCAGCCAGGAGAAGUUCGCGUCGUUCCGAGCCGCCGUGAGCAGCCCGAACCUGCUUACGCCGGAAAAGCCGGUCGACACUCCCGAGGAGCAGGAAGCAAAGGUGAAGGCGUUGCGGGAAGCCAUCGGUCCGCUGGCGGGGCGCGCGAAGCUGUUCUGCACGGACGCGUGCCUGCGGCGCUACCUGCGCGCGCGCGGCUGGAAUGUGCCCAAGGCGGAGAAGAUGCUCCGCGACACGCUUCGCUGGCGACACGUGUACCGACCAGAAGAGAUCACGUGGGAGGACGUGGCGGAAGAGGCGGCGACAGGCAAGGUGUAUCGCACGGAAUUCCUGGACAAGCAGGGCCGCGCCGUCAUUGUCAUGUCCGCCGGCCGCCAGAACACGGUGGGGCAUGCGGGGCAGGUGCGGCACCUGGUGUACGCGUUGGAGAACGCCAUCAACCACCUGCCGUUGGGCACGGCGCACAGCCGCAUGGUGUGGUUCAUCGACUUCCGCGGCUGGACGCUGCGCAAGGCGCCGCCCCUCAAGACGUCACGGGAGGUGCUCUCCAUCCUGCAGAACCACUACCCCGAACGGCUGGGGCAGGCUGUGGUCUAUGACCCCCCGCCCGUCUUUGAAACCUUCUGGAAGAUGGUGCGGCCCUUUGUGGAUCCCAACACGUUCAGGAAGAUCCUAUUUGUGUACCCCAGCAAGCCCGACACCAUCGCCAAGCUGGAAGAGAUCUUUGACUUGGAGCAGCUAGACCAGGGCUUUGGAGGCCGCUCCACGUGGGCGUUUGAGCUGGAGGCGUACAGCCAGGCCAUGCGCGCCGAUGACGCCCGCGCGCAGGCCUUCUGGGGCAUCCCUGCGUCUGUCAUUGCUAGCCCCAGACGAAGGGAUCCUGUGAUUCCGGCAGCAGAUGAUGAUGAUGAUGCUGAUGUGCCGGCAGAUGCAGAAGCUGGAGCAGGAGAAGGAGAAGCAGGGGACAGUGAGGGUGGUGUGCGUGCAGCAGCAGAGGGACAGGCAGAGAACGGGGAGGUGGGAGCAGAGGCAGGGUUGUCAUCACGUGGUGCUGGGGCUGAGAGCCUGGGGGGACAGGAGGCCGGGGCGCUUCUGUCUGAUGCUGAGAGCGGCGGCAGGGCUGAUGAGGGCUACAGUGUGACUGUAGGGGGUGCGGCUCCAGGUAAUUCAGACGCCGUAGCAGGGACUGUACCAGCAGGAGAGUUGCGAGAGCAAGAGAGGGAGGAGCGGAAUGGCAGUGGGGGUAGUGCGGAGGAGCGGGAGCAGGACGGGAGCUUCUGGCUGCCUCUGAACGAACCGGCAGUGAAGGAGAGUGUGCAUGCACAGAACAUAGCACAUGCACACCACGUGCUCAAGAGCACGUUCAGCAAGAUGAGCAUUGAGUUCAAGAAGCCCGCGUGGAUGCAGAGAUGA
This is a messenger RNA of Closterium sp. Yama58-4, 1509 nucleotides long. The record is from the annotation of a GenBank genome assembly. Lineage: Eukaryota; Viridiplantae; Streptophyta; Zygnematophyceae; Desmidiales; Closteriaceae.